GCUCGGCAUUCCGCCGCCGUUCACUCCGAGGCGUCGGGCUCCCGCUGCCCUCGGUGGCGCCGCAGUCGCACGGCCGAGCCUCUGCUGGCCGGCGGCGGCGAUGGCUCCCUGAGCAGGACGGGGCGGGAGCGGCGGGAGGGCGGGCGCCGGGGGCGGCGGGCAGAGACCGGGUCGCGGUCUCUUUGUCUCGGCGGCGGCGGGCGCGCCUGCGGGGCCCGGGGCGGAAGUGCGGACGCCCUCCGGACGCCCCGGGCCGCAGCGGCCGCACCAUGAGCGACAUCCGCCACUCGCUGCUGCGCCGCGACGCGCUGAGCGCCGCCAAGGAGGUGCUGUACCACCUGGACAUCUACUUCAGCAGCCAGCUGCAGAGCGCGCCGCUGCCCAUCGUGGACAAGGGCCCCGUGGAGCUGCUCGAGGAGUUCGUGUUCCAGGUGCCCAAGGAGCGCGGCGCGCAGCCCAAGAGGUUGAAUUCACUUCAGGAGCUCCAACUUCUUGAAAUCAUGUGCAAUUAUUUCCAGGAGCAAACCAAGGACUCUGUCCGGCAGAUUAUUUUCUCAUCCCUUUUCAGCCCCCAAGGGAACAAGGCUGAUGACAACCGGAUGAGCUUGUUGGGAAAACUGGUCUCCAUGGCGGUGGCUGUGUGUCGGAUCCCAGUGUUGGAGUGUGCAGCCUCCUGGCUCCAGCGGACGCCAGUGGUGUACUGCGUGAGGUUGGCCAGGGCCCUGGUGGACGACUACUGCUGCCUGGUGCCAGGAUCCGUGCAGACGCUGAAGCAGAUCUUCAGUGCCAGCCCUCGCUUCUGCUGCCAGCUCAUCACCUCCGUCACUGCGCUCUAUGACCUGUCAUCAGAUGAGCUCAUCCCACCAUCGGACUUGCUUGAGAUGAUCGUCAGCUGGAUUUUCGAGGACCCGAGGUUGAUUCUCAUCACUUUUUUAAAUACCCCGAUUGCUGCCAAUCUCCCAAUAGGAUUUUUAGAGCUCACACCACUCACUGGAUUGAUCCGCUGGUGUGUGAAGGCCCCUCUGGCUUAUAAACGGAAGAAGAAGCCCUCCUUGUCCAACGGCCACGUCACCACCAAAGUUGCAAAGGACUCGGGAGGGAUGGACAGAGACUCCCACCUCUUGUACUCGAAGCUCCACCUCAGCGUCCUCCAAGUCCUUAUGAUGCUCCAGGUGCACUUGACCGAGAAGAAUCUUUAUGGGCGCCUGGGGCUCAUCCUGUUUGACCACAUGGUCCCACUGGUGGAGGAGAUCAACAGGUUGGCGGAUGAACUGAACCCCCUGAACGCCUCCCAGGAGAUUGAGCUAUCUCUGGACCGGCUGGCCCAAGCCCUGCAGGUGGCCAUGGCCUCUGGAGCCCUGCUGUGCACGCGAGAUGACCUGAGAACCUUGUGCUCCAGGCUGCCUCAUAAUAACCUGCUCCAGCUGGUGAUCUCAGGCCCGGUGCAGCAGGCGCCCCACGCGGCGCUCCCCCCAGGCUUCUACCCCCACAUCCACACGCCCCCGCUGGGCUACGGGGCCGUGCCGGCCCACCCCGCCGCCCACCCCGCGCUGCCCACACACCCAGGCCACACCUUCAUCUCGGGCAUGACGUUCCCGUUCAGGCCCAUCCGCUAGGCCGGCCCCGCGUGCCGCCGAGUGGCAGUGUGCCUUGCGCCGGGGCCGGAGGAAGCCUUCCAGAGAAAGGGGAGCCACCCCAUAGAAGAGGACCUUCGGGGGGCAGCCGGCGGCCCCCCCCCCCGCCCCUCACCGGCAGGACUGUCUUGGUGCGGAAGCUGCGCGACGUGCGCAGCCCGGGUGCCUCCCGCCCAGUGACAGUCGCAGGAGUCCAGACCCGAUGGAUGGAUGGAUGGAUGGAAGGAAGGAAGGAAGGAAGGAAGGAAGGAAGGA
Molecule: messenger RNA, 1889 nt
Organism: Hyaena hyaena (striped hyena)
Lineage: Eukaryota; Metazoa; Chordata; Mammalia; Carnivora; Hyaenidae
Gene: INTS15
Product: chromosome unknown C7orf26 homolog
Exons: 6
Coding region: 270-1616 (448 amino acids)
Source: RefSeq, a predicted model, not a curated record